CCGCUGCCGCCGCGACCCGGACUGCGCGCCAGCACCCCCCGGCCGACAGCUCCGCCGCCGUGGAGGACAUGAACGAGUUCAGCAACAUAGAGGAGUUCGCAGAGGGAUCCAAGAUCAACGCGAGCAAGAACCAGCAGGAUGACGGUAAAAUGUUUAUUGGAGGCUUAAGCUGGGAUACGAGCAAGAAAGAUGUGACCCAGUAUCUGUCCCGGUUUGGGGAAGUGGUGGACUGCACGAUUAAGACGGACCCGGUGACCGGAAGAUCGAGAGGAUUCGGAUUCGUGCUUUUCAAAGACGCGGCUAGUGUCGACAAGGUGUUGGAACUGAAGGAACACAAACUGGAUGGCAAAUUGAUAGACCCCAAAAGGGCCAAAGCUUUAAAAGGGAAAGAACCGCCCAAAAAGGUGUUUGUGGGUGGAUUGAGCCCAGAUACUUCGGAAGAACAAAUUAAAGAAUAUUUUGGAGCCUUUGGAGAGAUUGAAAAUAUUGAACUUCCCAUGGAUACAAAAACAAAUGAAAGAAGAGGAUUUUGUUUUAUCACAUAUACAGAUGAAGAGCCAGUAAAGAAAUUAUUAGAAAGCAGAUAUCAUCAAAUCGGUUCUAGGAAGUGUGAAAUCAAAGUUGCACAACCCAAAGAGGUAUACAGGCAGCAACAGCAGCAACAAAAAGGAGGAAGAGGUGCUGCAGCUGGUGGACGAGGUGGCACUAGGGGUCGUGGACGAGGUCAUGGCCAAAACUGGAACCAAGGAUUUAAUAACUAUUAUGAUCAAGGAUAUGGAAAUUACAAUAGUGCCUAUGGUGGUGAUCAAAACUAUAGUGGCUAUGGCGGCUAUGAUUAUACUGGGUAUAACUAUGGGAACUAUGGAUAUGGACAGGGAUAUGCAGACUACAGUGGCCAACAGAGCACUUACGGAAAGGCAUCUCGAGGGGGUGGCAAUCACCAAAACAAUUACCAGCCAUACUAAAGGAGGACAUUGGAGAAAACAGGAGGAAAUUGCUAAAGUUAACCCAUCUUGCAGGAUGACAUUGAAGAUUGGUCUUCUGUUGAUCUAAGAUGAUUAUUUUGUAAAAGACUUUCUAGUGUACAAGACACAAUUGUGUCCAACUGUAUAUAGCCGCCAAUUAGUUUUCUUUGUUUUUACUUUGUCUUUUGCUAUCUGUGUUAUGACUCGAUGUGGAUUUGUGUCUAUACAAAUUUUAUUUGUAUGAUUUCAUGAUAAACCUCAAAUAAAUGCUUCCUUAUGUGAAAAAAAAAAAAAAAAA
Molecule: messenger RNA, 1263 nt
Organism: Mustela lutreola (European mink)
Lineage: Eukaryota; Metazoa; Chordata; Mammalia; Carnivora; Mustelidae
Product: heterogeneous nuclear ribonucleoprotein D-like
Exons: 1
Coding region: 69-965 (298 amino acids)
Biological process (GO): regulation of gene expression
Cellular component (GO): nucleoplasm
Molecular function (GO): poly(A) binding; poly(G) binding
Source: RefSeq, a predicted model, not a curated record